Molecule: messenger RNA, 1680 nt
Organism: Linum trigynum
Lineage: Eukaryota; Viridiplantae; Streptophyta; Magnoliopsida; Malpighiales; Linaceae
Source: the annotation of a GenBank genome assembly
AUGGCCAAAACCAACUUGAUCAUUUCCUUCCUCCUCCUCCUCUCUUUCUUUUCCUCAUCUCUUGCGGAUUACUCAACACCAGACUCCAUUUGCAGCUUAACCCCACACCCAAACUUUUGCAAAUCAUUCUUGCCCUUCAGCAACAACAACAACCCUCUAGCCCCAUCAUCUCUCCAUGACUAUGGAAGAUCCUCACUCUCCCAUUCCUUAUCCCAUGCCCAAGAUUUCCAUUCCAUGGUUGACCAUUUCUCAAGUGCCAUUCCUUCCACUUCCUACUCAAACCCCCUUCAAGACUGUCACCUCCUCUCUGAGCUCAACAUCGAUUACCUCUCGCAAGCCUGCGAGGCUGUAAAGGGCAAGGACACGUUCCUCGAGGGCUACGAAGCCGAUGACCUCAUGACAUGGCUCAGUUCCACCAUCACCAACCAAGAAACUUGCUUGGAAGGUCUUUCACAAUACUCAGCAUCACCCUUCAAAAAUGCCAUGUUCCCACACCUCUAUGAUGGGGAACUUUACAACAGUGUCUCCCUUGCACUGUUCAAGCACGGGUGGGUACGAGACGAUUACCAGCCAUCUGGUGCUGGCAAUAACGGCAGGUGGCUGGCUGAGAGCGAGCAGAUCGUGUCGAAACUGGCCAGGAGCAGAAGCCACCACCUCCUGCCGAGGAGGAGCCACCGCCCCACGAAGGGGAGGAGCCUCGUCGUGGCGGAUGGGAUUCAAGUGAGUCAGAUCGUGGUGGUGAAUCAGUACGGGACGGGUAAUUUCAGCACCAUCAGCGACGCGGUCGCCGUGGCGCCUAACAACACGGAGCUCGUCGAUGGGUACUACGUCAUCCACUUGAUGGCCGGCGUGUACGAAGAGUACGUCUCGAUUCCUAAGCAGAAGCGUUACAUUAUGCUGAUCGGAGACGGGAUCAACCAGACCGUCAUCACGGGGAACCGAAGCGUGGUCGAUGGUUGGACCACCUUCAAUUCCGCCACAUUUGCCGUGCUAGGCCGAGGUUUUGUGGCGGCGAACGUGACGUUUAGGAACACGGCCGGACCAUCCAAGCACCAGGCCGUGGCGGUGAGGAACGGCGCCGACAAGUCGACGUUCUACAGCUGCAGCUUCGAAGGCUACCAGGACACACUCUACGCGCACUCCCAGAGGCAGUUCUAUAGAAACUGCGACAUCUACGGCACCAUCGACUACAUCUUCGGCAACGCGGCGGCGGUGCUGCAGAACUGCAAUAUCUACUCGAGGCGCCCCAUGGACAACCAGUUCAACACGGUGACCGCACAGGGCAGGACCGACCCGAACCAGAACACGGGCACGUCGGUCCAAAACUGCGCCGUUUUGGCGACUGAGGACUUGAAAACUUCCAAUGUGACUACAAAGACGUACCUAGGGAGGCCGUGGAAGGAGUACUCGACGACGAUCGUGAUGGAGUCUUUUGUCGACGGGUUGAUCGAUCCUGCUGGCUGGACUCCGUGGAACGAGUCGAGCUUCGCGCUCGACACGCUCUACUACGCGGAGUUCAAUAACACGGGGCCCGGUUCGAGCACCCGUGACAGGGUGCACUGGCUGGGGUACCAUGUGGCUAAUGAGACCGAUGCUAAGAAUUUUACGGUUUCCAAGUUCUUGGGAGGGAAUUCGUGGCUGCCGCAGACUGGAGUGCCUUACACUGCUGGCUUGAACUAA